This is a messenger RNA of Vicia faba (fava bean), 1044 nucleotides long. The record is from the annotation of a GenBank genome assembly. Lineage: Eukaryota; Viridiplantae; Streptophyta; Magnoliopsida; Fabales; Fabaceae.
AUGGAACUAGUCAACGUUCUUCUAAAUUCACGGGGAGAAAUAGGCCCUCAAAAGUGCAAUAUUUCCAUCAUCAAUCUUGAACUAGGAGCCAUGGUAUGGUUUAGAGGCCUGAUAAAUGAGUUGAUUGAUUCUUGGGGGAAAAUCCAUAGUAUAGAACAAGGGACCAUACGGCGCACUGUCUGUGUAACCGUUUCUCGCUCCGAACUAGAACUUCGCUUUGAACUUCAAGAGUUUCUCCGAUGGAGCAGUAUGAAAAGGUUGAGAAAAUUGGAGAAGGAAGAUGAGGGAGUUCCUAGCACUGCCAUAAGAGAGAUUUCUCUUUUGAAAGAAAUGCAGCACCGGAACAUUGUUAGGUUGCAGGAUGUUGUGCAUAGCGAGAAGCGAUUGUAUCUUGUUUUUGAGUACCUUGACUUAGAUCUAAAGAAGCAUAUGGAUUCAUCUCCGGAAUUUUCCAAAGAUCAACGACAAGUAAAAAUGUUCCUCUAUCAAAUUCUCUGUGGCAUUGCUUACUGUCAUUCUCAUAGAGUUCUUCACCGAGACCUGAAACCACAAAAUUUGUUGAUCGAUCGCAGCUCUAAUGCGCUAAAGCUUGCAGAUUUUGGAUUGGCCAGAGCAUUUGGAAUUCCUGUUAGGACAUUUACACAUGAGGUGGUGACACUAUGGUACAGAGCUCCAGAAAUACUGCUUGGGUCCCGUCAUUAUUCUACCCCAGUUGAUGUUUGGUCAGUGGGAUGCAUAUUUGCAGAGAUGAUAAAUCAGCGACCACUUUUCCCUGGGGAUUCUGAGAUUGAUGAACUGUUUAAAAUAUUCAGAAUCACCGGUACACCAAAUGAAGAUACAUGGCCUGGAGUGACUUCAUUGCCUGAUUUUAAAUCAGCCUUUCCAAAGUGGCCAUCUAAGGACCUAGCAACUCUAGUCCCAAAUCUCGAGCCAUCUGGUCUUGAUCUGUUAUCUAGUAUGCUUCGCUUGGAUCCCAGCAGAAGAAUUACUGCCAGGGGCGCUCUUGAGCAUGAAUACUUCAAAGACAUUAAAUUUGUCCCCUGA